AUGUUAACCAUUCAGCAAGGGCGACCAGCUCCAACGUUAUUAGCGUUGAAACCGUGUCCUGGUGCGGUACGCAAUUUUUCAAAGAUACCUUCAUCGGAAUCGACUUCUUCGUCUUCUUUGGAACCAUCGUCAGCAUUUGAAUGUCUUCCACCGGCAUGCACAUUGGAGGGACCACCAGUGUGUGACACAAAAGGGGUUCUACAUGAGAACAUCUGCCUUUUCAUUCAUGCACGAUGUCUUGCUGCUCGAGCUGGAGUGACGUUAUCGACCCAGGCAGAGGAAAACUGCCUCAAAUCGAGGUGCAAUGAGAUUUGUUCAACAGACGAGAAGCCGGUAUGCGGCAGCAACUUUGUCACCUAUAGAAACCUUUGUCAGUUCAACAAGGACCGGUGCAAGGAUGAUUCACUUUCGCUGCUGUUCCACGGGAAGUGCCAGGAAUGCUUAGCAUCGCCAUGUCCUCCACCUCCUCUGAACGCCACUGAUGAGUUUUUCGUGUGCGACGAAGAUGGCUCUUCUCGUACCGUUUGUGAAUUCCAAAUGCUCAGCUGUAUUGUGGAAAGAAGUGUCGGCGUAAACAUGAGCAUUCAACAUGUAAUAAUUUAA
This is a messenger RNA of Cooperia oncophora, 603 nucleotides long. The record is from the annotation of a GenBank genome assembly. Lineage: Eukaryota; Metazoa; Nematoda; Chromadorea; Rhabditida; Trichostrongylidae.